Molecule: messenger RNA, 9893 nt
Organism: Diorhabda carinulata
Lineage: Eukaryota; Metazoa; Arthropoda; Insecta; Coleoptera; Chrysomelidae
Gene: Ptp61F
Product: tyrosine-protein phosphatase non-receptor type 61F
Exons: 8
Coding region: 179-1630 (483 amino acids)
Biological process (GO): protein dephosphorylation
Molecular function (GO): protein tyrosine phosphatase activity
Source: RefSeq, a predicted model, not a curated record
GUCAGUGUUCUGUAUUCUGCGUUUACAUACAGCAUUUUGGAGCGGAGAAAUUCUUUGUUCAUUUUUUUAUAAAUUCAAGUUUUUAUGUAUUUCUUCCUAAAAAUAUAAUGGCUAUUCGAUUUCUAUAAAUUUACUGCUCACGUUCAUUUCACGCGAAGAGAUAUUUCCUAAAAUCACAAUGACAUCUGGCAACAACAUUGAAUCGGAAUACUUACAGCUGAAUGCUAAAAAUGAAUGGCAAAUUCUUUAUCAGAGAAUCCGCAAUCAGAGUUAUAAAGACAAUAUAUACACAGAAGCUGUCAAACCACAAAAUAAGAUUUUAAAUAGGUACAGAGAUGUGAAUCCUUAUGAUCAUAGCAGGAUAGUAUUGAACCGUAAUUCAAUAGAUUAUAUUAAUGCUAAUCUUGUUAAAGUUGAAAGAGCGAAUAGACAGUAUAUUCUCACCCAAGGACCGUUAUCUAAUACUUACAGUCAUUUUUGGUUGAUGAUAUGGGAGCAACAGACCAAAGCGGUAGUCAUGUUAAAUAAAUUGGUAGAAAAAAAGCAAGACAAAUGUUAUCAAUAUUGGCCGUCCAAAAUUGGUUCAGAACAUAUAAUGAAACUUGAAGACGUCGGAUUAACUGUAGAAUAUUUAGAACAGCAAGACCAUUCUUAUUAUUUAACACGACUGCUUAGACUGACUGAUACCGAAAGUGGCAAAUCUCGUGAUAUCAUACAAUUUCAUUAUACAACUUGGCCAGAUUUCGGAGUUCCUUGUUCACCUACAGCGUUUUUAGAAUUCCUUAAAAAAGUUAGAGAUGCAGGAGGAUUGGAAGCAGACGUCGGACCUGCAGUGGUGCAUUGCUCUGCAGGUAUUGGUAGAUCUGGGACGUUUUGUUUAGUUGAUUCUUGUUUAGUUUUGAUCGAAAAAUAUGGUAUAAAUUCCGUGGACGUUAAAGAAAUUCUAUUAGAAAUGAGGAAAUAUCGAAUGGGUUUAAUUCAGACCGCCGAACAGUUGAGGUUUUCAUAUCAAGCUAUCAUAGAAGGAACUAAACAAAUAUUUAAUCAAAAUUCAGAUGAUAAUAAGGACAACCAUGUAGUAAUAAGUAACAACAUAUCGCCAAAUGUUUCGGAAGAAAAUUCCGAAUCUGAAGACGAACCUCCACCAUUACCUCCCCCCCGAAUGGAAAGUCUCAAUAAAACAAAUGGAAAUGGUAUUGAUAGGCCUCUUCCACUUAUACCAAAAAGUAUAUCUGAGGAUAACGGUUGGAAUUUCGAAAACAAAGAAUACCAAGACGAAGAGCUGCAGUCUUACAUACCCAGUGGUCCUUUACCAGUUGUCCCUGGAGAUGAACUUAGCGAAGAAGAUGAAUUAGAAGAAGAGGAUGAUGAUGACGAAGAAGUUAGAUCUGAAAGUCCUGUUUCGGAUCACUCGGAUUUAAUUAACUCCAAACAAAGCUCCGAGUUAAGACAACGAAAUCGAUUGGAGAGAAAAGAAAAAUUGGAGGCGCAAGUUAGAGAUAUGAAACGUCGUCAACAAGCCAACGAACAGUGGACGCAAUUGAAGAGGUCUUUAUAUUUACCUUUAGUUAUAGGAGGCACCCUUAUUUUGGGCGGUGGUCUCAUUGCUUACUUUUAUUUCAAAGAUUGAACGGACUAAUCGCACUUUUUUUGUAUUUAUUAUUUACCAGCUGAUAUAGAUUGUUAAGUUUAGAAAAUGGGGGUUGUCGCAUUUGUUUUUAUUUUCUAAAAUACUUUUUUUUGUGUUGUUUUGCCCUCUUUCUAGGCAAAUAUUCUUUAGUGGUCGUAGUCGAAACUGAAUAAGGUAUUGUGUCCAGUAAUAGUUCCCAUUUUAUGAAUUAAUCAUUAAUACAAAACAUAAUUGUCAAAUUUUAAAUUUUAUAGAUUUUUUUUUUUGAUAAUUAAACAUUUAUUUUCGAUUUAGGUAAACUAGAACUAUUUGGUUGGUGCUUCCAGUAUCUUUUUUAUAGGUUUACAAACUCAUUUAUAAGCUUAGUAUCCGCCAAUUUGUCAACACAACAACCCUCUCUUUAUGUCGAAAUUAGAUUUACAUUUUGUUUUUUAAUCACAUCUUAUAAAAAUUAAUUUUGUCGCUCCAAUCGAAAAAUGACAUUGUGAGACAAAAUAGUUGAAAUUCGUUGCCAAAGUGUUAGUUCCGUUGCUCCUGUUAUUCUUUAAAAUCUAAUUUUGGAAGCUCCGGAAAUACUUUUCUAAUUACUUGCUAAUGGAUUUUAUUAUAAUUAUCUACAGCAACAAAGUAGGAUUUGGCAAUUAUAUGUUUCACUAAAAUAUCCCAAAAAGGAAUUAAAUCAGCUUGAGUAUUUUGAAUUACUUUUGCUAUCAUCUAGAAUAUGUUGCUAAUAUAUUUUGUUAUAAUUACUUAAAGAAAAAAGAAAUCAGACAUUUUUUUUUAAAUAAUACACCGGCAUAAAAAUUUUGUUUGAAUACUUCAAAGUCCGUUUCCAUACAUAAUCAGCAAAAAAAGAAGGAAACGACUACAUUGUUUCGAGAAAAAUAUUUUAAAUUUCAAUUAUAUCAACUUAACAGAUAUUUUUAAUAACUUUGCUAAUAAACUUUGCUCUAAUUGCAUACAGAAUCAACAACAAAAUGAUAAUAAGAAAACAGACAUGUUUUUGGGAACCAUACAACGGUAUUAAAAUAUUUGUUGCCUCACAAUUGGUUUUAAAUGCCAUAAAGUCCGCUUAGCAACAUUGCUAAUAGAUUUUGCAAUAAUUGUGUACAGAACAGCAACAAAAUACAAAAACAAAAAAUCGUACAUGUUUUUUCAGAUCAAUACAGUAGAUAGAAAUUUGUCAACUUCCCAUAGUUCUAUUUAAAUUGACUCAUUAAUACAUUUUGCUAAAAUAAUUAAGGUAAUUAAGAACUAGCAAAUUUCGAUUACAGUGUUGAAGAAAAUGUCUGUUGUUACGUUUAGUUUUAUUGUUGAUUGUGCAGACAAUUAUUAUAGUAAAAUGCAUCAGUAACAAAUUCCAAAUGAUCUCAAUGCUACCUAAAUCUGACAAAAUUCAUUUUUUGCAUAUUUUUUUUUUUAAAGUAGGCAGAUUUCUUUUUUCUAAUUUGUUGAUGUCUCUGUAGACAAUCGUUAUAGUAAAAUUUAUUAGUAGGAAAUUCCAAAUGAUCUCAAAGGUAUUUUUAAUACAUUCGAUUAAGAGGAAUUGACUGUAGCAAUAAAAUUAUUUGUUCGAUAAACUAAUUAGCUGCUAAUUCUCCAAUGAAACUAGUUUAAUUUUGGUGACUUGUCACUAGUAGCUUUUUAGACCUUUUUGCAUGACUCGUUUUUGUUCUUUCGAUAUAAAAUUAUUCCUUCUUAUCGUCUUAAAACUCGUCCUUGAAUGAAUUCAAUUUUGUUAAAUGGAUAAAAUAUAAAUUAAAACAAACUCUCGUUACCCUUAAAGAGGGCAAAAAAUAUAUUUCUAUAUAAAAAAAUUAGACUGAACGAGUGCUAUAACUCCUCUUUAUGUCUUGCUGAUAUUGCGCAAGAUAUAUUUUGUAUAUUCUAUAAUGUAUCAGGUGAUCACAAAAUGUUUUUGGUAGCACUGGCAACUUUAUCUAUAAUUGUUUUUGUUGAAGAAAAGAAACAUAUCAGUAAUUUCAUGUUAUUUAUGUGAUUUUUUCUUGAAAUAAUCUUCCGUAUCGUUUCAAUUUGUAAUUGCCAAAAUAUCGGUUUUGGAUAACGAAAAUCAAAAGUAAUUUGGUGUAUCUUCCAUUUAAUUUUGUUCAUAUUGUAUGUGAAUGUUGAAGAUGAACCAGUGGCAAAAUUAAACUCAAUUGGAGUCAAAUUCAAAUUAUGAUUCAAAAAGUGAAUUUGCAUUUUUGAAUUAGUGUUUAUUUUAGCACAAAUUUAAACGAUUUGCAAAGAAAAAUGUUUCGAGUUGUUGAAAAAUUACUUCGAACAUCUUUUUUUUGAAAAUAUUCCAAAAAUAUAUGUUUUGUAUAAAAUUUUGUAUUUGGGAUAUUGACAACUAACGAUUUAACUUUAUAGUACCGUUAUAAAAUUUUUAAAUCUCUUAUUAGACUUAUUAGGUACGAUUAAAACAAAAAUAUUUAUCGGAAUAGUUUCCAAAAAAGCUAUUUGGGGUAUUUUUCAAUAUUUAUACCUCUUUUCUCAUCUACCACCACUUCUUUUAAAUCCUUUGAGUGUGUAAAAAUGUAUCUAUAUCCCAAAAUGCAUUUUUUCUUUUUGAGUCGUGAUUUAAUUGGACUAUUUCGAUUUUUGAUUUCAAAUUUGUGUUUUUUCAAUUACUAACUCAGUAUUUGAAGUAUAAUCAAUCCUGGCGGUAUUUGAAGGAUCAUUUAUUGAUCAAUUUAUAUCAUUCGCACUAAUAUUGAGUUCGCUGUUCCGGAAAAAUAGUGAUGUAAAUGUCAAAACAUCAAUUUUAUAGAAGAGAAAAAAACAAUUUGCAAUUGUAUAAAACAACAAUGUAAUGAGACCUUGUAGAAUAUUUAUUUAAAUUUCAUUUUCCAUUGAUUAGGACGUAAUCACCCUAAUUACAACCCGUAAGUGCAUACCGUCAACUCUUUCAGAGAUUUCAUGGAAAUUUCUUCUCCGAUCAUAAGAGAUGAAAAAAAAAGAGUGGGAGUCACUUUAGGUUUUUGUCAGAAAUAGCAUUUGUCAUUUUUGAUCCACGUGUCAUUGCAUGAAGUCACUUCAUUGAACGAAGGUAAAAUAAGUUGAUAUUCAGAUUAUGAUUGGAACUGGAACUACAGUUACGUCCAUAAUUAGUCUAAUAUUAUCUAAAAAUUUAUUACCAUUUAAUAUUUUUGAAGUGCAUCAUUGUUCUUCCGGAACAUCGAUAUAUACUUUUUGAGAUAUAACCUUUAUUUGGUGUGUUUCAUAAAAACGCUUGCUAAAAAAACAGUUUAAGUCUGUUAUUUUAUAAAACUAUCAUAUCAGGUUUGUUCUUAAGUUCAUAGGACAUUGAAUUUCAAAAAUAGAUCAUUAUCAACCUUUUUCGUUGGUACCAUUUUAUAUCCACAGUGCUUUUCAAACCGUCUUACAUCAUUUAAGAUCUGCAAUUACUAUUUUUUACAAAAAUGAUUAUCUUACGCAAUAUAAGAGAUCUAAAAAAUAUUUGUCUGUACAUUUAUUGAUCUAUUCUAAAGGAAACGAUAUCCGAAAAAAAUGCAAUAUGAUAAACACUUUUUAUACGACACUUUACAAUAUUUCUAUAGGGCAAAUUUAUCUAAUAGGAAAAAAAAAUAAAUGAAAUUACUUGUAGUAGGAAAGAAGACAGGUCAAAAGACUGAAAAACAAUUACUCCCAAUUGAAUGCAGUAUUUGUCGGAAUUUGAAUGAAUAUUUAAUUGAACAGGAAUGUGGACAUUAUUCAUUUGAUAAUUUAGAACAAUAAUUUAAUAUCUUUUUAAGAUUUUUUUUCCUUAACUCUUAUUAACCAUACAAAAUCUCAUAUUAUUAUAUAUUUCUUAUCAACAACUUCAUCUUUCUGAAAAUCUAUUGUGAUUUGAGUAUAAAUCAGGGAGUCCCUUGAUUUAUUUUGAUUUUUCUAAUAAUUCAUCAAUGAUUUUUUAUUCUAUAUGUAUAAUUCUUUUUUAUAUUGCUGGAUUACUCACAAAUAAUCGAUUACAAAAUGGUUAUUUCACAGAUAAACAAUCUUAUUUUCUUAUCUUAUCAAUAUUUCUCUCAUUGUAUGGAGUUUUUGCUAAUUCGGUACCAAUUAUUCUAUUCCAAACACCACAACAAUUUUCUGAAUAGUAAUUUUAUUUCUCUCAUAAGGAGCUUUUUCAUACUACCUACCUACGAACUUUUUUGAUAUUUCUCUCAUAAUAUGGAGCUUUUCCAAAAUCCCCACCGACUUUAUCAAUACUUUUUUCAUCAUAUGGAGCUUUUUUUAGCCCCAUACCAAUUUUCCCAAUUAAUUUAUUUUCCUUGAAAGGAGCAUUUUCAAACAUUACCACUAUUUUAUGAAUAGUGAUUCUAUCUCUGCCAUAAGGAGCUUUUUCAACCUUCCCACCAACGUCUGCAAUAAUUUUUGUCAUUUAUGGAGCUUUUCCUAAAACGCUACUAAUUUCUAAAGUAUUUUAUAAAUGGUUCUUCUUCAAAUACCACAAUAAUUUGAUGAGUAGUGAUUUUUUCUUUGAUAAGGGGCUUUUUCAAACUCCCUCAAUAUUUUUCUCAUCAUUUGGAGCUUUUCCUAAGUCCCUAACGACUUACAACACUCAACGAAAAUCAUUUUCAAUAUAAUUUCUAUGGUUAAUAAGUGUGAGAAAGUUAAAAUAAUUCUUCAAUGGGGAAGUUUAAAAACUAAUGAAGAACUUGCUAAUAUUUCUCCUAAAACUGAUUUCGAUCACAUUAACUUUGGACAUUCAAUAUCCGGCUGAAGUUGAAAGAAACUGAAGUGAUUUACUUCCAUAAGACACCGAUUUCCAAAUUUCUUUCUUAGAAAAUUUUUCAGAGAAAGGAUAUGAACCAAUAAAAAACUUUUAGGUUCAUUCUUGUGGAUUUGUCUUGUACUCUUCGAUGCCUAUUUAACCAAGAACUCAAACCAUAGACACUGUCUUGUCUCAAUAAUUAUCCCAUUUUAAACUCAAAGUUUCAUGAAGUCAUACGAUUGAUUAUAUAGUUUCGGUGUAAUAUAAGCCUACCGGUGAAUGGUAUGAGUAACAAUUUACUUUUAGCUUCAUUCUUAUCGACUUGUCUUGUACUCUUCCAUGCUUAUUUAACCAAGAACUCAAACCAUAGACACUGUCUUGUCUCAAUAAUUAUCCCAUUUUAAACUCAAAGUUUCAUGAAGUCAUACGAUUGAUUAUAUAGUUUCGGUGUAAUAUAAGCCUACCGGUGAAUGGUAUGAGUAACAAUUUACUUUUAGCUUCAUUCUUGUCGACUUGUCUUGUACUCUUCCAUGCUUAUUUAACCAGGAACUCAAACCAUAGGCACUGUUAUUCUUGUCUCAAUAAUUAUCCCAUUUUAAACACAAAGUUUCAUGAAGUCAUACGAUUGAUUAUAUAGUUUCGGUGUAAUAUUAGCUAACCAGGUAAUAGUUGUUUAAUUUCCCAAUUUUUUAAAGAUUAUUAGUUCAUUUAUAUCAUACGAAUAUGUCCACAGUAAGAAAAUAUAUUAAUUCCCAGUAAAUGUUAUUUUAUUUGUGAAAAUAUAUGGUUUAAUUUGCAGACAUACGUUCACAUUUGUUUAUAAUUAACAUUAGUAGACAUUUAUUUACAAUAAACUUAUGUGAACCGAAUAGCUAAAUGUGAUGGCGCUUCUGUAUACCGUUUGAUCCACCUCCGAUCAUUGCAACACUUCUUUUAGGAUCAAUAUUUGAUAAACUUUUAAAUGUUUGUGGUAAAAAAAUCGUCAGUUUUAAGGCUCCAAUUUGGUAACACUUGAUAAUGUGGGUAACCGCCCUUUGUACCUUUAGAUACGACAGCUUUUGUUUAUUUUUUAAAUGUUAUUUGACUUUUGUUGAUUGAUAUUUAAAUUUAAAUACCUGUCACCUUCUAAACAAGAAUAUACGAGGUGUGUUCAUGAACUUCAAUCAGAUGAAUGCUUUUAAUUUCAUGUGUGCCAUAAAAUAAUGACCCUUUAAGGUUCUGUUUCUUAUUAAAAGUUCUAAGGCAAUUAUUUUUUACUAAACCCGAGUGUUUUUUAUGAUUUUUUCAGGUAAAUUAUCUUAAACUGGUUAGUUACGGAUCAUUCAUAAUCAUUUCUUUUAUUUUUCUGUUUACCUCGGUUCUUGAUGUCCUGUCGUCACUAUCAUCUUGGAAAUGCUUAUAACAGUCCAGUACUUUGCUGCACUCACUUUUUUUCAUUUUUUAUUUCUCACACUUCAAAGGCAUUCACAGAAAAAAUUCCCAACUGGCCAAAUUUGAAAAUUCUCAAUAUUUUCUGAACACACCUUGUAAAUUUCGAUAACACUAUUGAAUACUCAUACAUGAGGUUUUAAUAAUAUUUUUUUUCUUCGAAAAUAACUUAGAUAUGAAUAAUAAGUAACCUUGGUCGAAUUUUUUUAUUACAUAACAAUUUUAAGUUGAUCAAAGGGAUUAGAAAAUAGAAGAGGGUGUGGCGAUUAUGAGUUGAUCACACUGUAUAUAUGCUAGAAUUUAAAAAAAAAUUCAUAUAUAUUCACCGGUUGCGACGUGAAAUAUUACAGAGUUUAUUCCAUAUGUUGAUUAAUAAAUAAAAAUCUUAUCAAAAAUAAUAUUGAUAUUAAAUGUCCAUAAACUUACAGCUUUUUUUGUGUUUGAACCUUUACAAGUCGAAAAUGUUUCAAACAUAUAUUUGAGUGUGUUUUUUUCUUUCAAACUAAUCGUAUAGUCUUCCAUUAAUUAUUAUUGUAGUAACUACCUUGUAUGGAUGUAGAUAUUGGGGUAUCGUAUACACCGCAACCCAAAGGUUGUAUUGUGUUCCCCUUUUCGUUACUGGGGAACCCAAUGUUCACAGCUGUUCCAAUAAUUUCCCUCCACUUCGAAAAAAUGUGGAUAGAGAUUUUAUUUCCUGUGAAACAGAAUCUGCACUCUGCAUUAUCUGCUAUGCCUAACGUCUUCAGAUGUCCAUUGAGACAGGCAGACCAGAUCUCUGGUUAUAGUUUCCCAACGGAGUCUGUGCCUAUAGAUUAUCCCAGUAAUUUGUUUUACCUUAUUUUCCUCUAUUGUUCUGUAGACGAUACCACAGAAGGGUUCAGGUCUUGCGAAAGGUUUCUUUCUUCGAAAUCACUACUAUCAAUAUUUUUGUUAUCUUCUUGCUCAGUUAAUUCCUCGAGCUCAUCAUUAGAAAGAUUAGCUGCUGUUUCUUGGAACUAUUUCUUCGACGUCUUCCACAUUUACCUCAUCUGAACCGGUUUGUUUCGGUAGAUCCACCAUUUCAUCUAUAUCGACAUAAUGUCUUUGGUCUUAAAUCUGGUUAAAUAUCCUUUCUAAUAUCUUUCUGUUAUCUUAUUCCAAGAGAGGUUUAUGUAUUCUAUUAUUAAUUGAUUCUCUUCUUCGUCUGCUUUUUUAAACAUCUGCUUGAAUGUUUACCUCUAGUAAAAAAUCUUAAAAUUGGAUAAAACCUCUUGGUCCAUUGGUUGGAUUGAGGAAUACAUGUUGUUAAGUCUGAUAAAUUUGUUAGGUGCGCUCUUUCUUUAAGUUUUUUAACGUUCAGGGGAAAAUUUUCAUAGUCCAAAUCAAAUGUACAGUGGAUUUAGAUAUGCCUUUCAUCGGUGUUGGUUUUCCGGAGUUAUAAAUUAUUAGUGGUUUUAAUUUGAAAUUUCCGCUUGCCUUACCACACAGUAGAAACGUUGAGGAAUCGUUUACAGCUUUAAAUCCUGGUGCUCGAAUCUCUGCACGGGAUAGAAAUGCGUCCAUACAGCACAGCACCAAAUGAGAAUCACAAUUACACUGUUUCAAUAAAAAAAACAAGUUGAAGAGCGUUCCAAUUAAUUAGUUGAUGAAUUAUUAUAUGAAAAAUAACCAAACUGCAACUUUUAGAUUAAUAAAAUGGCACUAAUCGUAUGUGUUUAAUGUGCAUGUGUCCGGGAUCAUGCACCAUGUCAAGUGCUCUUUAUAAGUCGCAAGUUUAUUUCUAUCUACCUCGAAUUAGCUCUCUAAAAUAUGAAGUGAAAUAAGAGUAUUUGAAUAAACUCGGUGAUAUUGACGUAACCGAUAUGAAUACAGGGUGUUUGGUAGUAUUUAAAUAAUAGUUUUUGUAUGUUUCGUUAAAAUAUUCCAAUUUUAAGUGCCUCCACAAUACGCUAUUAGAAAUUGCAUUAUGACAAUAUUAAUUGAAGAUUUUGUUAUUUAUUGGAAACUAUUGUGACAAUCGGUUUAUAAGUAUUUUCUAAAAUAAAAUAAAAAACCGAUUAAAUAACUUUAUUGUGAUUAUUUACUAUUUUCUCUAGAACUUUUAUGAAUUAUUCAAUAAAAUUAUUUAAAAACGAA